AUGAGACUUUUGUCAUCAAAAACUCUGAUCCGGGCACAUGCCUUGUUUCUCUUCGUUCUCGCCGUGUACCUGAUGAGGUCGCCGGAAGUUGUCACUGAUUCUGAUGUAGUGUUCAUGUUGGGAGAAGUUUUGCAGAUAGAUGCAGCUCCGUCGCUCUCACGCUCCCAGUCCCCCUUUGCUCUGUGCGGAAUUCUCCUCAUCGCCAAUGCCUUGGUUGACUUUAUCCUCGUCACCAAACUUCCCCGGAUGAAUGAAAUCAUUGCCAUGGCGGAGGCUUCUAGGUCCCAGUCUCCUGUUUCCGUCGCCGGGCCUUUGCGAAUGAACCCAUUUAUGGCACGUCUAGCCUCUCUCUACUCCGAGAUUUGGACCCUGCUUUCCGCCUCGCGCUUUUGCCUCUUCUUCGCCGUAUCGUUUUUCAUCUACCAGAGUAAGCCGUCGGCUUGGGGAGUGGACGUUACGAGGCCACCAGUACCUGCGUAUGGGGCAGCGCAAGAAGCUCCUUCCGGCCUCGACCAAUUGAAGGACCGGGUGAUUUUCACAUAUGGAUUCAUGGAGAUGAUGUUUUGGCUUUGGAUUUUUCUCACGGUUCGUGAGGAGCGGCAAGAGAUCACUUCCCUUUUUGCGGAACAGGAGCAAUAA
Molecule: messenger RNA, 639 nt
Organism: Aspergillus tanneri
Lineage: Eukaryota; Fungi; Ascomycota; Eurotiomycetes; Eurotiales; Aspergillaceae
Exons: 3
Coding region: 1-639 (212 amino acids)
Source: RefSeq, a predicted model, not a curated record